This is a messenger RNA of Dreissena polymorpha, 2480 nucleotides long. Its product is annotated as ataxin-10-like. Gene Ontology annotation, biological process: neuron projection development. Bases 168 to 1628 code for a protein of 486 amino acids. The record is from RefSeq and is a predicted model, not a curated record. NCBI's taxonomy places the organism in Eukaryota, Metazoa, Mollusca, Bivalvia, Myida, Dreissenidae. The transcript is spliced from 9 exons. Gene Ontology annotation, cellular component: cytosol.
AGGGAUUUCGUUGAACGUUUUGUGUGCAAUAAAUCAGUGCUCGCGAUGUAUCUUUUUUUAUUUGAAGAGGACAGACCCAUCUUUAAUAUAAUAUCGGGCUUGCAAAAUUUGUUAUGAGCUCAACGGUUAUUGGGUUAAGUGUAAAAUAACCUAAUACGGCAAACAAGAUGGCUGCUCCCAUGGAGGAAAUAUUUAAAGAUCUAUAUUCGCGUAUUGUUAGUUUACAUACUGACCGACAGCAUGAAGAUUACUUUAAAUUAGUAGAUGCAACACUUACUGACAUGAUCCGUUCACUUUCACAACAUGACAAAGGAUUUAGAAUUGAUGGCCAACUGUUAGAAGUGAUCAAUUGCGUUCUCUCUUCAACAUCACAUCUGACAGAUCAGUCACAUUCAGCAGAGGUGACCUCAUGUCAGACCAACUGUUUCCGCCUAUGUCGAAACCUUGUAGCUAGAGAAACCGAAAAUCAGACUAUCCUACGAGAAACAACCCUCAUAGAAAAUGUGUGCAGAUGCGUGAAUAAUGUUCUCACAAAAAACAGUUGUACAGAAGAUGUUUUAGUGUUACUAAGAUGUGCUGUGCAAUUCUUAGGUAAUUACUGUUCUGGAAAUUCAACAAACCAGAUGCAUGUUUGGCAGCAGUGCAGUUCUUUAUUCAAGCACAUGUUGGCCAUGGACGACAUGAAAUUACGUGAAUACACAAUGAUGGUUGUUCACCUCAUCCUGUCAGGAAACCAGUUUGGCAAGGCCAGGGUGGACACUGCAGCUUCAGAGUUGAUUAUCGGGUGUCUGUCAGUAGCAACACAGACAGAAUCUGAAAAUGGAUUGUUGGUGGUAGAAGACAUAUUGAUGCUCGUGGAUUGUUUCCAGCAGAUUUUCUCAAAGAUACCUGAUGCAGAGAAGCUUCUAACGUUGGAGAUCUGCAUCAACUCUCUGAAACGUCUACCGGAAGAUGAAACAGUGACAGAGGCUUGUGACAUGGGUGUGAAAUAUUCUGUGCCUGAUGUUUCAAAUGUUCAGUACAUCGCGGCUGAUUUUGUCAGCCAGUGUCAUCACAUACCAAACCUGGCUUCAACAAAUGGUGAAAAUGAGUCAAAGAUGUUGUGCAUAGUGAAGGAACUGGAGUGCCUUGGUCUGGCUAGCUCGCAUCAUAGACACUACAACAUACUACAAGAGAAUGAUCAGCUGCUACGUACCUCCAUCCAUCUUUUGCAAAACCUUGAAGAAAUCGGCCAUCAGGGUCAGAAUGUGUUUUCAAACAUAGACAAGGUCACCCGGCAAGCAGAGGUCAACACAGAUCAUCCGGUGUUCGGUCUUAAGCGUGACCUCAUUCGGUUGAUAGGUAACCUUGUGUACCAAAACACAGCGAACCAGGACUUGGUCAGAGAGCUUGAUGGAAUUCCUCUGAUUUUAAAUAAAACCACCAUUGAUGCCAACAAUCCGUUUAUCAGCCAGUGGUCAAUAUUUGCGGCCCACAAUUUGACAGAGGGCAAUGAGAAGAACAUAUCGUACAUUGCGGCGCUGAAAAUGGAGGGUAUCGCAAAUAAUCAGGCUCUACUGGAUGAGUUGGGUAUAUCUGCUGAAGUUCAGGGCGACAAAGUGUUCGUUAAGAAGCAAAGAACUGAAUAAUAACCUUGGAGAAUCGGACAAAAUAGCUUUUAUUGACUAUAAAGACUAAUGUGGCUUAGCUAUCCAGAAAAUCAGGACUUUAUUCAGGACCUUAUCUCUUAGGUCAAGGUCUUAAUUAGAAGUCAAAUGGUCUUUGUUUCCUCUAUCUUUUUAUCAAUAUACAAUUGUUUACCUAUUUUGAGUUUAAAGAGACAGUUAAUAAGUUAUGUACAGAUGAUGUGAUAUGACUCGAUGUGUCUGGUCUGUAAAAAAAAUUGUUAAAUUGAAAAUUAAAAAAAUACCAUAACAUGUAUAUCAAAGCUUUGUUUAAAUGGUUUUAUAAGUCUGUAUACAAUUCUGUAUGGUCUACUUACAUGUACGCUCGAUUAGCAAUUGUAGACUUGUGUACUACAUAAAUGUAUCCCGGGUACUCUUAAGUAUAUUUAAAUGUUCACUUGGUAUGGGAAAUAUAAAAUGUGAUUUGAAUAGUCUCUGUGAAUGUUCACCUCUCCUUGGAUAAAGUCAGUAAAAAACGCAUGAGGUCCAGAAAAAAAACAGAAUAUUGGCACUUGUGGCUGGUAAAACUUGAAUACUAAUGUUGAUUGAAAUCGCUAUUUAAGGAUUGUAUAAAAAAAGAUUGUAAAAGUAUUUUGUAUUAAUUUUCAUUUCAGCAAGUACACAGGUAAAGUUAAAAAUAGUGAAACUGCUUGUAGUCUUGUCUCUUUAACAGAGACCAAACUGAUCAAAUAGUAACUAAAUUGGCCAUAAUGAUAUUGCUUUAAUAUCGACAAUGUAAUGAUAUAACGUUUGUAUAAACAGAUAACAUAACAAGAUUUAUUGGAAUGUAAUGAAAUAUAAAUGUUUGAUAAUAUA